Frankliniella occidentalis (western flower thrips) is the source of this 1878-nucleotide messenger RNA. Its product is annotated as lysophosphatidylserine lipase ABHD12. The record is from RefSeq and is a predicted model, not a curated record. Bases 407 to 1492 code for a protein of 361 amino acids. Gene Ontology annotation, molecular function: monoacylglycerol lipase activity; phosphatidylcholine lysophospholipase A1 activity. Gene Ontology annotation, cellular component: endoplasmic reticulum membrane. Gene Ontology annotation, biological process: phosphatidylserine catabolic process; monoacylglycerol catabolic process. Lineage: Eukaryota; Metazoa; Arthropoda; Insecta; Thysanoptera; Thripidae. The transcript is spliced from 11 exons.
CUGCUCAUCAUAGUUCGCCCUUCGUCCGCUCAUUGGCUGGAAAUAUCUUUUAAGUUAGUCAGCUUAUGUGAUUAAUGUUGGACUCGUUGGACUUUGAUAGUUGUUGUAUGGUGGAUUUUAUAGCUUAGCAACUGGGUAUCUGCCCCUGCAGCCCUCAUGUCCAGUGCGUGCAUACUGCUGACAGCUGACAGCUUUCUUCAGAUCGCACCUACCUGAGACUUUGAGAGCUAUUGCACCCGCCGAUAUAACUGCUGUUUGUGUACUAGCCUUUUAUUUUCGGGCAUAGUCUUACAGUAGUGUAGUGUUUGUGGAUCAUGUGAUGCGAUUAAGGAUGCUGCUCCCAUCUCGACGAAGAUUACCUCGAAGGUUUGUAUAGCCAAUAACUUGCUGAAUUCCAAAAGUAAAAAUGGCUCACUCUGGUUUUGGAUUAAUGUUGUGGCGAAUGUUGCUUGUGCUUUCCUUUUUCUACUGGUUGCUCCUUCUUGGUUCAGCAAAAGUUGCUCUUGCAAUAUGUGUCUUCCUAUUUAUUCUUGUGCCACUGAUGUUCCGCUACAGUUAUACACUUCAAAGGAGUAUGCUUUUUCUCAAUUUUGUGAGGUGGCCAAGGAAUUUCAAUUACAGUGCACCAGAAAAAGCAGGACUGGUAGGUGUGAGGAACUUUUACUUGACCACGGAUGAGGGUGUUAAGCUUGGUGUUUGGCACAUUCUUCCAGCUUCCCUCAUAAAUGAAUCCAAGAGUGAACACAGUGAAGACUGGUUCAACACUCAACUAAAGGAUGAACGACCUGUAUUUCUGUAUAUGCAUGGGAAUUCUGGAUCACGGGCAGCUGCUCACCGUGUUGAGCUCUACAAGGUGCUGCAAAAUUUAGACUACCAUGUUGUUGCGUUUGAUUAUCGCAGCUAUGGGGAUUCUAGUCCUGUUGAACCAUCAGAAAGAGGUCUUGUUUCUGAUGGAGUUUUUAUGUUUAAGUGGGUUGAGAAGCAUAUUAAUGGCAGUCCCUUAUUUGUCUGGGGCCAUUCCCUGGGAACUGGUGUGUCUUCCCAUGCUCUAUCACUGCUUUCUGCCGAAGGAAAAGAAAGCCAUGGACUUGUUCUGGAAUCACCAUUUAACAAUAUACGAGACGAACUGAGGGCUCACCCACUUGCUCAGAUUUUUAAAAUCUUGCCAUGGUUUGAGUCCUGUUUUGUCUGGCCUUUGUACAACAAUGGACUAAAAUUUGACUCAGACCAACAUGUUAGCAAGAUACUUGCACCAGUUGCCAUUUUGCAUGCUGAGGAUGACCGCAUAGUUCCAUUUUAUCUAGGAGAAAGGCUCUUCUUUACCAUGCAAAAGAAACGAAGCAAGGAGGCUCUUGGAGAAGUAUUCUUGAAAUUUGAUGGGAAACUGGGAUAUGGACAUAAAUUUAUCUACAAGGACCUUGCUCUUCCUAAUUUGAUCAAGGACUUUGUGCAGAAUGGCACUCAAAAAUUUAACAGAUUAAUGCACAAGUAAAUUGUGGCACUGGAUCUGUGCGACACAUUCCAAAGUUGCAAGUAUUACCCUGUUUUAUGAAUUUGACUCUUACAUCUGGUGAACAUUUGAUGUAUUGUUCAUAGUCAACGAAGGCUUUUUACCAAUAUUUAUUAGAGAUAGGUUUGCAGUUGAUACUUGUAAUCCAUUAGUUAUAUGUAGUAUCAAAUACUACUCAUAUCACUUUUGUGAGCAAGUAGUUAAAGUUUUCUGUGAUUUCUGAGAUUUCUUUGUAUUAUUAGGCUUUGUUUUGUAUCAUGUACUUUAAAUAUUUUCAACUUUUGUUUUGAGAGAACCAUCAAUGGUAAUAAAACUUUGCUACACUUCAAAAGGCUAGGAGUGCGGCUGAAUUUUCUAUACAUUUUUUA